CAAAAUAAUAUAAAAACACUGGUAUAAAUUAUUAAUUAUUAUACUUUUUGAAACUCUUCGAAUUAAUCUAGAUCAGCAUUUUGAUAACAAUUAGAUGUACAUGUUUCUACGAGAGUAUAUAUCAAUCAAAUUUAGGUACAUUCAUAACAUAUUUAAGACAUUAUUUCGUAAUGUUUAAAUUUCUGGUAAUUUGUUACGCUGCCUUAACGGUUUCACUCGGUGCACGAAAAUCGUCGCAACUCUACACUAGUACGUACAUGUUGUAUACAAAAGACAAUUAUAAAUCUGGUAAAAAAGUAGAAGCAAACCGUGACUCGGUCGGUCCUCUACCAAUUAAUGCGAUGACAGAUUGCGCAAUUAUUGUACACGGCCACGGUGGCAGCGGAUCUCACUCUAUGAGCACGGUCUUGCGUGAUGCUUUUCUGACAAAUGGAACAACAAACGUUAUUGUUGUGGAUUGGGCGAUAGCGGCUAGUGUAAAAGAGUAUGCCUUGGCGGCCGUGCCUGCUGUUGGAGAAAAUAUAAUAGAAUUGUUGAAACUGUUGGUAAAGCACGGUAAAAUAAGCGUAGCGAAACUUCACCUUGUCGGAUUCGACGUAGGAGCUCACGUUGUUGGUUGUGUUGGCAGAGGCUUAAAAGGCAUUGCUAGAAUUACCGCUCUCAAUCCGAUCGGUGGUGGUCGGGAAUGGGUGUUGAGCGGAUACCAUGUCAGGCCUGAAGAUGCACUGUAUGUUGAAGUCAUACACACAGAAGUGUCAGAAAUCGGUAUACCGUCUGCUUUAGGUGACGUUGAUUUCUAUCCACAUGGCGGUAUCAGGCAACCUGGUUGUGGGGAUAUAGAAUGUAGCCAUAAUCGUGCCUGGCAGCUGUUUGCGGCUUCUCUCACUCACGGUGGCAUUAUGGGCCACAGAUGUGACAAUGUUGACGAGGCGAUAGACACUCGGAAACCCUGUACAGGUUUUACUUUGGCAAUGGGAAAUAAUGAGCUUGUUAAAUACGGAUCUGGUGCAUUCACUGUCCAUACUAACGCAUUAUACCCAUACCGCUGUAAAAUCAAAUGUGGAUUUGUCGACAGAGUCUUAGAAACUAUUGUAGCGAUGGUCUUUGGUCUCCAAAAAGUUGAUACCGUCUUCAAACCAUAAAUAAAUUUAAAUAAACAAUGUGUUAUAACCACCAGUUAAUCACUCGUCAAUCAAUCACUCAGCGUAAGAGCUUCCAACACAUGCUCUACCGACGGAUAAUUAUCCUAGUCCAAUUGGUCAAGAAAAUAACAGAUACAUCUGUUUCUUGUCUAGCAAACUAUUUCAUGCCUACCAAAAUCCCACUGAACUAAUUUUAAAACAAAUUUAAGAGU
Molecule: messenger RNA, 1354 nt
Organism: Hyposmocoma kahamanoa
Lineage: Eukaryota; Metazoa; Arthropoda; Insecta; Lepidoptera; Cosmopterigidae
Product: hepatic triacylglycerol lipase-like
Exons: 6
Coding region: 171-1142 (323 amino acids)
Molecular function (GO): lipase activity
Source: RefSeq, a predicted model, not a curated record